GUUCCCCUCCUCGCUGUGCGUGGGGCUGGGCCAGAUGCUGGCAACGGUGGCUGUGCUCUGGGCGGGCAAGGCGCUGCGGGUGGUCAAGUUCCCUGACCUUGACCGCCAUGUCCCACGGCGGACGUUUCCUCUACCUCUCCUGUAUUUCGGGAACCAGAUCACAGGACUGUUCAGCACAAAGAAACUGAACCUGCCCAUGUUCACCGUCCUGCGGAGGUUUUCCAUCCUGUUUACGAUGUUUGCCGAAGGAUUCCUGCUCAAGAAGAAGUUUUCUUGGAGCAUUCAGAUGACAGUAUUUGCCAUGAUCAUAGGCGCAUUUGUGGCUGCCAGUGCUGACUUGGCAUUUGACCUAGAAGGAUAUAUUUUUAUCCUUAUUAACGACGCCUUAACAGCUGCAAACGGUGCCUACGUGAAACAGAAGCUGGAUUCAAAGGAGCUGGGGAAGUACGGUCUGCUCUAUUACAACGCGCUCUUCAUGAUCCUUCCCACCCUGACCAUCGCCUACUUCACCGGGGAUGCGCAGAAGGCGAUGGAGUACCAGGGCUGGGCAGACACGCUCUUCGUCCUGCAGUUCACGCUGUCGUGUGUAAUGGGGUUUAUCCUGAUGUACUCCACGGUCCUUUGCACUCAGUAUAACUCUGCUCUUACAACUACAAUAGUUGGCUGCAUUAAGAAUAUUUUAAUAACCUAUAUUGGGAUGUUUUUUGGAGGAGACUAUAUUUUUACAUGGACGAACUUCAUUGGUCUAAAUAUCAGUAUUGCUGGAAGCCUGGUGUAUUCCUACAUCACCUUCACAGAGGAGCAAAUGAGCAAGCAGUCAGAAGCGGGCAUCAAGAUGGAUAUUAAAGGAAAAAGCUCUGUGUGA
This is a messenger RNA of Mesitornis unicolor (brown roatelo), 865 nucleotides long. RefSeq names its product solute carrier family 35 (UDP-GlcA/UDP-GalNAc transporter), member D1 (gene SLC35D1). Gene Ontology annotation, molecular function: GDP-fucose transmembrane transporter activity; antiporter activity. The record is from RefSeq and is a predicted model, not a curated record. Gene Ontology annotation, cellular component: Golgi apparatus. The annotation marks the transcript as partial. The transcript is spliced from 11 exons. Lineage: Eukaryota; Metazoa; Chordata; Aves; Mesitornithiformes; Mesitornithidae.